AUGGCCCCAGGAGCUCUCAUCGGAUCCGAAAGUCCCCCUCUGGCCCCCCUGCCAGGCAAGCUCGACGUCGUCCCUGCCCUCUACGCCGAAGUUGACGAGAACGACCUCCGCGAAAAGGCCAAGGCUCACCUGGCCUACUACGGCACCAAGUUUCACGACGAUGUGAUUAUUGGAGCUCGGGGGAUGUACCUCUACACAGCCUCUGGCCACAGGAUCCUUGACUGGACCUCGGGCCAGAUGUCCUGUCUCCUCGGUCACGGACACUCCGAAAUAGUCAAGACGAUCCAUGACCACGCCAUGCAUCUCGACCAUCUCUUCUCAGGCAUGGUCUGCCCGCCCGUCAUCAGGCUAGGAGAGCGCCUCUGCAAAGCCCUUCCCGACGGCCUAGACAAGGCCUUCUUCCUCUCCACCGGCGGCGAGAGCAACGAGGCCGCCAUCAAAAUGGCCAAAAUCUACACCGGCAAGUGGGAAAUCGUCGGCCUCGGCGCGUCCUGGCACGGCAUGACGGCGCAAGCCCUCGGCGCGCAGUACCACUUUGGCCGCAAGGGCCAGGGCCCGACCAUCCCCGGCCAGUUCAUGCUGCCCUCGCCCAACGCGUACCGGUCCCAGUUCCGCAAGCCCGACGGCUCCUACGACUGGGAGGCCGAGCUCGACUACGGCUGGCGCAUGAUUGACCUGCAGUCGACGGGCAACCUCGCCGCCUGCAUCGUCGAGUGCAUCCAGAGCUCGGGCGGCAUGCUCGUGCUCCCGCCGGGCUACCUCGCCGCCAUGAAGCGCCACUGCGAGGCCAGGGGCAUGCUGCUCAUCGUGGACGAGGCCCAGACGGGCGUCGGCCGCUGCGGCGACUUCAUGGCCAUCAACCACGAGGGCGUCGUCCCCGACAUCCUGACGCUCUCCAAGACGCUCGGCAACGGCCUGCCCCUGAGCGCCGUCGUCACCAGCUCCGAGAUCGACCGCGUCUGCGAGGAAAAGGGCUUCAUGUUCUACACCACCCACGUCAACGACCCCUUGCCCGCCGCCGUGGGCGACAAGGUCCUCGAAAUCGUCUUCCGCGACGACCUCGUCCGGCACGCCCGCGCGGCGGGAAAAGUCCUCCACGACGGCCUCGCCCGGCUCAUGGCGCGGUACGGCUGCAUCGGCGACGUCCGCGGCCGCGGGCUCAUGGCUGGCGUCGAAAUUGUCGCCAGCAGGGAGACCAAGGAGCCCGCCCUGGAGCUGGCCAAGCGCAUCGGCGACGCGGCCUACCGCCUCGGCGUGUGGGCCAACCUCAGCAGCCACCCGAGCUUCGGGGGCACCUUUCGCAUCGCGCCGCCGAUUACCGUGACGGCGGAGCAGAUUGAGGAAGGGUUGGACAUGUUGGAGAGGGCCUUUAGGGAGACGGAGGGGACGAUGCCCCUGUACGACUGA
This is a messenger RNA of Trichoderma reesei QM6a, 1407 nucleotides long. RefSeq names its product 4-aminobutyrate aminotransferase-like protein. The record is from RefSeq and is a predicted model, not a curated record. The transcript has a single exon. The coding region runs from base 1 to 1407 and encodes 468 amino acids. Gene Ontology annotation, molecular function: pyridoxal phosphate binding; transaminase activity. Gene Ontology annotation, cellular component: mitochondrion. NCBI's taxonomy places the organism in Eukaryota, Fungi, Ascomycota, Sordariomycetes, Hypocreales, Hypocreaceae.